AUGGCACCCAAGAUCUUCUUGACCGGAGUCACCGGCUACAUCGGCGGUGAUGCGUUCUACGCCCUCGAGAAGAAGCACCCUGACUAUGAGUACACACUCCUCGUCCGAAAUGAAGAUCGGGGCAAGGAGGUUCAAGCCAAGUACCCCAAUGUGAAGCUCGUCUACGGUGCUCUGGAUAACUCGACCGUCGUCGAAAAGGCCGCUGCUGAGGCAGACAUUGUCGUUCAUACCGCUCAGUCUGCAGACGACGUGCCCUCUGCUAAGGCCAUUGAGAAGGGCAUUGCAGCUGGUCACACCGCAGAGAAGCCGGGAGCAUAUAUCCACGUCUGCGGUACUGGAAUGUUGACAUGGAGAGACCUCCAAGACAACCGCUACGGCGAGGCGCCGUACCCGGACGAAAAGUACGACGACAUCGCUGACAUUGAAAAGGUCACGUCCAUUCCGGACAGGGCCAUGCACCGGAACGUGGACAAGAUCGUCUUGGCAGCCAACGACAAUGCUGCUGUGAAGACUGCAAUCGUCUGCCCGCCGUGCAUCUGUGGCCCAGGCAGGGGACCUGUGAACACCCGCUCGAUGCAGGUCUAUGACAUGGCCAAGUUCACGCUGAAGAACGGUUUUGCUCCGGUCAUUGGCAAGGGCCUGACCGAGUGGGAUUACAUCCAUGUGCACGACCUGGCAGAUCUCAUCGUCAAUCUUGUCGAGUCGGCGCAGGAUCCUAAGACACUCAAUGACCCAGAGUUCUUUGGAGCGCAUGGGUAUUACUUCUGCGAGGCUGGACCCUUCAAGUGGGGAGAUGUUGCGAAGUGGGUCGCCGACGAGAUGGUCAAGGAGGGGUUCAUGGCUGAACCAAAGGUCGAGGUGACCACUCUUGAAAACACCAGGGGCCAGGGCCUCUCGUCAAGCGUUACGUGGGGAAUAAACUCCAAGAGUUUCGCGAGCAGGGCGAGGAAGAACCUCGGCUGGGAGCCGACCCGUGGGAGCUUGAAGGACGCUGUGCCGGAGAUCGUCUCCUCAGAGGCGAAGCGCCUCGGCAUCAAGCCUCAGGCGCCCUGA
Messenger RNA from Diaporthe citri, 1053 nucleotides. RefSeq lists its product as uncharacterized. NCBI's taxonomy places the organism in Eukaryota, Fungi, Ascomycota, Sordariomycetes, Diaporthales, Diaporthaceae. The transcript has 6 exons. Bases 1 to 1053 code for a protein of 350 amino acids. The record is from RefSeq and is a predicted model, not a curated record.